GUGCCACGUUGUGAUUAAAUAAAGAAACACGCCGACAGCAAUGUAGAAGCUUCUCGCAUGCCAGCUAACGUUGCUAUAAAUUCCAUAGAUAACUACCACCGACUUGCAACACAAUUGCUUUUUCCAUAACCUUCAUCUUUUUACAUUCUUACAAACACUACAGGGUACAAUACAAAUAUUUCAUUUUUUUCCAUAAAUGGCACCAACUUUGUUCAAAACUGAUGCAAAAGUGAAUGGUGGUGUUAACCUUGAGCCUAUGGUGACACUGGUUGGUUCAAACUUCAUGGCUGAUGGCCAUCCCAUAUUGUCCGACGUCCCAUCAAACAUUACCACGUGUUUAACGCCUUCUGGUGGUUGUUUUGUUGGUUUUGAUGCUUUCGAACCGAGUAGUAGGCACGUGGUCUCAAUCGGGAAGCUUAGUGGGAUUCGGUUCAUGAGUAUAUUCCGGUUCAAGGUUUGGUGGACGACUCAUUGGGUUGGCUCACGUGGCCGAGACCUUGAGCACGAGACCCAAAUGGUCAUGCUUGAGACUUCUGACUCUGGGCGACCUUAUGUUUUAAUUCUUCCACUUAUAGAAGGUCGUUUCCGGGCUUCUCUGCAGCCCGGAAACGAUGAUUUUGUGGACGUUUGUGUUGAAAGUGGGUCCACAAAGGUAACUGACACUUGUUUUAAAAGUGUCAUUUACAUGCAAGCGGGCCAUGACCCGUAUAUUCUAGUAAAAAAAACAAUGAGAGUUGUUAAGGAGCAUCUUGGAACUUUCAACUUAUUGGACGAAAAAACCCCACCCGGUAUUGUUGACAAGUUUGGUUGGUGCACAUGGGACGCGUUCUAUCUUAAAGUGCACCCACAGGGUGUCAUUGAGGGUGUCAAGGGUCUAGUUGAAGGCGGAUGCCCACCCGGGCUCGUGUUGCUUGAUGAUGGGUGGCAGUCCAUAUCUCAUGAUGAAGAUCCAAUUGACUCAGAAGGCAUGAACCGAACGGCCGCAGGUGAACAAAUGCCCUGCAGACUUACCAACUUUCUUGAAAACUACAAGUUUCGAGACUAUAAAAGCCCGAAACCAAACGCCCCUAACAAAGGCAUGGGAGCCUUUGUUAGGGACCUCAAGGAGGAUUUCAAGAGUAUAGAUCAUGUUUAUGUUUGGCAUGCUCUUUGUGGAUAUUGGGGUGGGCUAAGGCCCAAUAUACCUGGGCUCCCGGAGUCUAGGAUAGUGAAGCCCAUAUUGUCACCAGGACUUGAGAAAACUAUGGAAGAUCUAGCCGUUGAUAAAAUAGUGAAUAAUAAAGUUGGGAUGGUCCCACCGGAGAAAGUAGAACAACUAUAUGAAGGUUUACACACGCAUUUGGAAUCGGUUGGCAUUGACGGAGUCAAAGUUGACGUCAUCCAUUUGUUAGAGAUGUUAUGUGAAGAUUAUGGUGGAAGAGUCGAGUUGGCAAAAGCAUACUACAAAGCAUUGACAUCGUCCGUACGGAACCACUUCAAGGGCAAUGGCGUAAUUGCAAGUAUGGAGCAUUGUAACGACUUCAUGUUACUAGGCACCGAGGCCAUCGCCCUCGGUCGUGUUGGAGAUGACUUUUGGUGCACUGAUCCAUCGGGUGACCCGAAUGGCACAUUUUGGUUACAAGGGUGUCAUAUGGUGCAUUGUGCUUAUAAUAGUUUAUGGAUGGGGAAUUUUAUACACCCAGAUUGGGAUAUGUUUCAAUCCACUCAUCCUUGUGCUGAGUUUCACGCUGCGUCUCGAGCCAUUUCUGGUGGUCCGAUUUAUGUUAGUGAUUCGGUUGGACAACACAACUUUGACUUGCUUAGGAGUCUUGUUUUGCCCGAUGGCUCGAUCUUACGUUGCCAACACUAUGCCCUCCCAACCCGAGAUUGUUUGUUUGAGGACCCACUCCAUGACGGCAAAACCAUGCUCAAAAUAUGGAAUCUUAACAAGUACACUGGAGUUGUUGGAGCUUUCAAUUGCCAAGGAGGAGGAUGGUGUCGUGAAUCAAGACGCAUGAAAUCCGCUUCUGGGUGCUCUCAUGUCGUGACAUCAACGAUAUGCCCCAAUGACGUUGAAUGGCAAAACGGUAAAUUUCCAAUAUUUGUGGAUAUCGUCCAAGCCUUUGCACUAUACAUGUCCCAUGAGAAGAAGUUGAUCCUAGCAAAACCAACCGAUAACUUAGAACUUGCACUAGAGCCAUUCACAUAUGAGCUCGUGACGGUCUCCCCAAUCACUGUUUUGGCCAACAAGUCAGUCCAAUUUGCUCCCAUUGGGUUAGUGAACAUGCUUAACUCUGGUGGGGCAAUUCAAUCGGUUGCAUUUGAGUCGGAUCUUAAUGGAUCAUGUAUGGUUCAAGUCGGGGUAAAGGGUGCCGGAGAAAUGAGAGUUUUCGCAUCCGAAAAACCAAGAGAAUGUCACAUAAAUGGUGAAAAUGUUGAUUUUAAGUAUGAGGAACAUAUGGUCAUCGUUCAAGUUCCAUGGAAUGCUACAAGUCUGCCCAUCAUUGAAUAUGUGUUUUGAAAUAGGAGAUUAGUUUCCCAAUUUUUAUUUGUAACAACAUUAUUUUCAUGUAACAAUUUAUUAUUCUCGCAUUAUAUGUGAACAAGGUGUUGUAAACUUGUAAUUGUUCACAUUGUAAUAUAUUAUUUUGUAAUUUAAUAUUUGUGGGAUUUGUUGUUUUUU
This is a messenger RNA of Helianthus annuus (common sunflower), 2662 nucleotides long. Its product is annotated as probable galactinol--sucrose galactosyltransferase 5. The coding region runs from base 197 to 2500 and encodes 767 amino acids. The record is from RefSeq and is a predicted model, not a curated record. Gene Ontology annotation, molecular function: galactinol-sucrose galactosyltransferase activity. The transcript is spliced from 4 exons. Lineage: Eukaryota; Viridiplantae; Streptophyta; Magnoliopsida; Asterales; Asteraceae.